This is a messenger RNA of Quercus lobata, 1899 nucleotides long. RefSeq names its product probable serine/threonine-protein kinase WNK11. Lineage: Eukaryota; Viridiplantae; Streptophyta; Magnoliopsida; Fagales; Fagaceae. Bases 746 to 1663 code for a protein of 305 amino acids. Gene Ontology annotation, molecular function: protein kinase activity; ATP binding. The record is from RefSeq and is a predicted model, not a curated record. Gene Ontology annotation, biological process: protein phosphorylation. The transcript has 3 exons.
UCUCUCUCUCUACGUAUAAUAAUACUAGUAUUGUAUCUCUGAUUGUUAAAACCCUAGCUUGCUCAGUUUGUUACUGGAUUGUAUUUUUUCUUUUUCUUUUUUAAUCGGAUUCAUAACUCACAUUAUCGUUUUAAUUCAGCUUCUUUAUCGCAUAAUUUGCUUCUAAUUUUAAUCUCUCCUUUUUUUUUUCUUUUCUUUUUUACGAAUUUUCACGAAUAAAAUAAUGAAAUUACUAAACAAUAAACACUACUCUCUUCAUUGCUUUUUUUCGAUUUUUGAUUUUUGAUUUUUUUUUGAAAAUUUUCUGUUGUUAAAAAUUAUAAUUUUCAUGAAUGGGAUUGGGAAUUUUGUAUUUGAAAGCUGAAACCCUAGGUAGGUUUGUGAUUACUUGAUCAAUUAAUAGCUAAAUCAUUCCUUUCUAAAUUUUGAGUAUUAGGUGCAAAUGGUUGCUAAUUAAUUCAUUUGAAGUACUGCCUUUUUCUAAGUAUUAAUUAAGUUUGAAUCAUUAAUGUGAAUUUUGCAUGUCUCAAAAUUUUAGAAUGCAUAUAUAGUGGAUUUUGUACUUCUGUAUCCAAAAUUUGAAUACUUUGUUACUGAAAAAUUAUACGCCCAACAUGGCAAAUAUUUAGUACAAUUUUUAUGAGUCAUAUUUAUUAUGUUGUUGUAUAGUACAUUGUUUGUGUGAAACUUUUUGGACAUCGCUUCUAGCUCAAAUAACAUCUCAUCUCCUUGAAGGGAAAAGUCGAUGGAUGGUGAGAUUGUGGGUUCAAAAAUGCCUGAGGAAAAUGCAAACACAACUGAUCGUGAAACUGAAGCAUUUGCUGAGGUUGAUCCCACUGGACGGUUUGGGAGGUACAAUGAUCUUCUAGGCUCUGGCGCUGUGAAGAAGGUUUACAGGGCUUUUGAUCAGGAGGAAGGUAUAGAGGUGGCCUGGAAUCAGGUCAGGUUGAGGAAAUUCAGUGACGAUCCAGUGCUUAUCAAUCGGCUUCUCUCUGAGGUUAAGCUGUUGAGGACAUUGAAAAACAAAUACAUCAUUGUUUGUUACAGUGUAUGGAAGGAUGAUGAACGUAACACGUUGAAUUUCAUUACUGAGGUGUGCACAUCGGGAAAUUUGAGGGAUUACAGGAAGAGGCAUCGCCAUGUUUCCAUGAAGGCCUUGAAGAAGUGGUCAAAGCAGGUGCUUGUGGGAUUGGAGUAUCUGCAUACCCAUGAGCCAUGUAUUAUUCACCGAGAUCUUAAUUGCAGUAACAUCUUUAUCAAUGGAAACAUUGGCCAGGUGAAAAUCGGUGAUCUGGGAUUUGCGGCAAUUGUAGGAAAGAGCCAUGCAGCACAUUCAAUUUUAGGGACACCAGAGUACAUGGCACCAGAGCUGUAUGAGGAAGACUACACUGAGAUGGUUGACAUAUACUCCUUUGGCAUGUGCUUGCUUGAGAUGGUGACAAUGGAGAUCCCAUACAGCGAAUGUGAUAGUGUCGCCAAGAUAUACAAGAAGGUGACGACUGGAGUGAAGCCCCAAGCUUUGAACAAGGAGAUGGAUCCGGAAGUGAAGGCGUUCAUUGAGAAGUGCCUAGCCCAGCCAAGGGCAAGACCUUCAGCCUCUGAUCUUCUCAAAGACCCCUUCUUUUCUGAAGUCAGUGAUGAAGAGACUGAGCCAACUGGUUGAUGACUUCUUGAGCGAACAAUAUGCUUAGAGGUAACCAUUAACAUAGAACUAUCCAUAACUAUUUCUCUUCUAGAUUUGUUGUCACUAAAACCUAUUGUGUACAUAAGUAAUAAACUGAAGCAAUAAUAUUAGACCUGUCUAGUCUAGUUUGUUUGUUGAUCAGAAUAAUUAGAUUCUUUUGUAAUCAAUCAAUACUAGAUAAUGUCUCUAAUUGGUUUUUCUUAAGGGUAUCGUAU